AUGGAAAAUAUAUUCUGCAAUGAAAAAGAAUUUCAUGUAGGUGAUCGAAUCUUCACUUGCAAUUUUAAUGCCCAUAAUAACAAAGAAAAUGAACAAGAUAGCAACAUCCUUAUGAAUGAAAAGAAUAAAAAAAAUUAUGAAAAUACAAUUGAAAAUGCAGAAAAAUUAUACGAUUCAGAUGAAGAAGUAGUUGAUAAAAACUUGAAAAUCUAUUUAUUUAAUGAAGAUAUAGGAAUAAAAAUUGGAACGAUUAGAUAUAUUGGAACGUUGAAAAAUCAUCCCUCUGAAAAUAAAAUAUUUUAUGGUAUUGAAUGGGAUAAUGAAAUUAGUGGGAAAAAUUAUGGGAAAUUUAAAGAAGACAUUUAUUUUUAUCCUAUUCAAUAUCUUAAAAGAGAAUAUACAAAAAUGUGUUAUAUGAAAAUAAAGGAGGGAUUAAAUAAUGUAAACGUUGAUAAUAAUAUAAGUGAUAACAUCAUAAAUGAUAAUAAAAUCAAAGUUAAUGAUUACAUAAUGAAGGAUGAUAAAAUAUUAAAUAAUGAUUACAUAAUGAAGGAUGAUAAUUGUGAUAAUAACCCUUUUAAAAACUUUCAUAAUAUACAUAAUGAUGAAAAAACAAAAAAAAUUUGUGAAAAAUUUUUAAAUGGUAAUCUUAAUAUUAAACCAUGCUCCUUUUUAACAUUCGAAAAUAUACACGUUGGUAUUACCUUCAUACAAGCUCUACAUUUUCGUUACAAUUAUUUUCCAGAUUUAGAUUUAUCCAUCGAAGAUUAUCAAACUAAAAAAAUAAAAAAAGUAAUUUUUUCAGGAGAAAUGAAAGUUCGAAAUUAUUUCAAAAAUUUUUAUGAAUUAAAAAAUAUAACAUUAAAUAAAUGUUUAAUAUAUACCUCUGGUAUUACCAAUAAUUUAAUUUUUAAUAAUUUACACAGUUUAUCUCUAUGUGGAAAUCUUCUUAGUAACUGGUUAGAAAUUUUUAAAAUAAUAAAACUAGCUAAUAAAUUAUCUUACCUGAACGUGUCAGAUAAUAAAUUAUCUCCCAUCUCUUUGCAAUGUGUUCUUUUAAAAAAUUUAGUAUCUGAAUGUAAUGAAAUAAAGAAUAAAUGUGAUAUAAAUGAUAACAAUACAAAUAAAUAUGAUUAUAUUAAUAAUAAUACAGAAGAACAUUGUACAAUGUCCGAAUUAAUUUAUUUUGAACAAAUAAAAGAAUUAUGUAUUGAUAACACACUUAUUAGCUGGGAUGAUGUUUUAAUUUUAUCUUUUAUUUUUCCAAAUGUUGAAAUAUUAAGUUUGAAAAAAAAUUAUAUAAACAAUAUUAAUAUUAAAAAUUUAAAAGUUUCAAAAAAUUCAAUUAUAUACAAAUAUUUGACCAACACAACGUAUAGGAAUUUAUAUGGUCUAGAUAAUAUAAUAAAUGACAAUCCAUCUUAUGGCCUAACUAAUAUAAAUGACAAAAAUUGUAAUAAUAAUAAUAAUAUAUAUACCUAUAAAGAAAAAAAUAUACAUAAUAUACCAAAUUGUAAUUCAAAUAUUUUUAUGUCUGAUGGAAAUAAACACGAAUGUGUAAAUUAUUCUUAUAAUAAUGAUCAUCAUUUUCUUAAUUCUCAAUCAGCUGAUGACUGUUCAGGUAAAAACAUGAACAAGUCAGGUGAAAGUGAUACUACAAAAAAUGAGAUAUUAUUUCCUUACAAGUUUGGAAUGUUUACUAAAUUACGAAAAAUAGUACUUAAUGAUAAUUAUUUGUAUGAUUAUGAAGAUUUAUUUAAUUUUGUUUAUCACAUUAAUUCUAUACAAUCCAUAUUUUUAAAUAAUAAUAAAUUCAGCGAUAAUACAAAAUUAAUAGAUAUUGUAUAUAAUAUAUGUAUUGAAGAUUUGAACUAUAAAAUGAAUGAACAUAUCGAAUCUCUUGACAAAUUUGAAAUAAUAAAUCAGAAAUUUAAUCAUUUAAAAGAAUUUUUAUUUGAUAAUAAUGAAGUACAAAAUUAUGAAACCUUGAGAGAUUUGUUUUAUAUAUUUUAUGAUAUUGAAAUAUUGAAAAUACAAAAUAAGCAAAAACAUAUGAAAGACAGAAAAAAUCUACGAUAUAUAUUUAUAUCCAUAAUGCCUAAGCUUAAAAUAUUAAAUCAUAGUUCAAUAAAUAAAAACGAGAGAAUAAAUUCGGAGAGGUUUUUUAUAUCUUUAUAUCAGAAGGAUAAUAUUACAAAGGUGUUUAAUGAAGAGGUUUUAAAUAGGAGGCACAGUACGAGGUUGGAGAAGAUACACUAUGAGGCUACCAAGGAUCACGAAUAUGAGGAAAAAGCCAAAUGUAUAAAAACAAACCUUAUCAACAUAACAAUCAUUCCAGAAUUUUUAAACUCAGAAAAAUUUGAAAUUGUUAAGAAAAAGGUUAGUAAAUAUAUGUACGUAAAAGAUUUGAAAUAUUUAUGUUCAAGAUUAUAUUCUAUACCUUUGCCAAGAAUGCGAUUGUUUUACACCGAUGAGAAUAAUCCUCUUUGCUUAGAAAUUCUAGAUACCAAUGCAAAUUUGUAUACAUACGGAAUUGAUAACAAUUCAAAAAUAAAAAUAAAAAUGGAAGAAUGA
Molecule: messenger RNA, 2574 nt
Organism: Plasmodium gaboni
Lineage: Eukaryota; Apicomplexa; Aconoidasida; Haemosporida; Plasmodiidae
Product: putative cytoskeleton associated protein
Exons: 3
Coding region: 1-2574 (857 amino acids)
Source: RefSeq, a predicted model, not a curated record